AUGAAUAUUUUUUUUCUUUUAUGGAAUGGAACUUGGGCUGUCGCUGUUGUCGGAUCUGUUCAUAUCUAUCUAUCUAUCUAUCUAUCUAUCCCUGUCUUGGUCUUAUGUCUCUCGAUAAAUGCAUAUCUCUUUCCUAAAUACGAUCACACACAUGAUUAUCUAUCUAUCUAUCUACCGUUUAUUUUUGUUCUUGUCAAUGGAACUCUUUUAUACAAUGAAAACAAUAAAAGAAUUCCAGCCGUUGAGGAAAAUACAGACGUCUGCUUCUCUCUCUCUCUCUCUCUCUCUCCUCUCUUCUCUUCUCUCUUCUCUCUUCUCUCCUUCUGGAGAGAGGAGAAGAGGAUACAUAUCUUACAUAAUUCUAUCUAUCUAUCUAUCUAUCUAUCUAUCUAUCUAUCUAUCUAUCUAUCUAUCUCUCUCUCUCUCUCUCUCUCUCUCUCUCUAUAUAUAUAUAUAUAUAUAUAUAUACUUCAAUUUACGUACAAUUCCUUCCAGUCUACCCAUAUUUUCGUUGAUUUAUUUUCUCUCUUGUUCUCUGUUCAAUCAUUUCUAUUUCAUUCUGUUCAUAUCUUUUUUUUCUAUGUAUCCAUAUCAAUAUUAGUUCAUAUCUAUCUAUCUAUCUAUCUAUCUAUCUAUCUAUCUAUCUAUCUAUCUAUCUAUCACAGUCUUUACCUAUCUUUCUGGACAAGUAUAUAUUAUUCACUGAAGGCCUCCGACAUCCUCAUACCACAUAAAGACACGCCAAGAAAAGCCAACGCUACAGUGCCUCCAAAAGCAGGGACUGCUGAUCUGUAUUCAAGGGAGGUGUCGUAUGAAAGGCACCAUCCCGGUCGGGUCACGCCUAAAUCCGUUGUUAACUGCCAGGAGACACCUGUUGUAUAG
Molecule: messenger RNA, 882 nt
Organism: Acanthosepion pharaonis
Lineage: Eukaryota; Metazoa; Mollusca; Cephalopoda; Sepiida; Sepiidae
Source: the annotation of a GenBank genome assembly